AUUUUUUUUUUUUAAAAAAGAUUUCUCUUUUUUUUAAAAAAAAAUAUAUAUAUAUAUUUAUAUAUAAGAUUUCUUUUAAUAAACAAAAAAAAUUUAAAAAUUAAUAAAAAAUGUGGAUUAUUGAUACAAUAGUAAAAUUAUUUAAAUUAUCAUAUAAUAUUUUUAUCCAUUUCAUUAUUACUAUAAAUCGAUGGAUAGUGUUUUUAACACACCUAAUAAUGAUGUUUUUCGUAUGGAAUUCAUUAUUAGUAAUUAUUGGUAUAGUACAAACCGCACAAUUGACAAUAGGAUUCGGCUGUGAUGUAUCAAACUUAGCUACCUUCUUAAAGAGUCCUGAUUCAAAUAAAAUUUCUAUUCAAGAAGAAAAGGAAGAAAAACCUUUAACCUUUUGGCAGAAACGCCGUAAAGUUUAUCAAGAAAUGAUCGAUAACCUUUACGUAAAAUAUAUGGAAAGAUUGGUUGAAAUACAGCAAGAACAAGCAAAAUAUUGGCAAUCUGAUAAUUAUAUUUACCCUCAAUCACGUUUUUAUGAUUAUGAUAAUUAUAAUUAUGAUAAUGUUUAUUAUGAUAAUAAUAUUGAAAAUCUAGAUUAUAAUGGUGAUGAUAAUGGUGAAACUAGUUCCGAUGCUAGCGGUGGAAGUGGUGAUAAUAAUCAUCUUUUUAUUCCUCCUAUAAAAAUUACUGAAGAUACUUCUACUGCUUUUUAAUAAUAGAUUUUAUUUUAUUUUAUUUUCUUCUUUUUUUAAAAAAUGCAUUUCAAAUAACAAAUAUAGCUUAAAAUUAUUAAAUUUUACAAAAUUGUUUAACAACUAGUUGGCUCGGGAUUAUUGUUUUACUUAUAUAAAUCAUAAUCGAUGAUUCUCUCGCUUAACUUACAGUUGUAGGUAAUAAAUUAAUAAAUAAACUAUAAUUAGAGUAAAAUUUAUACUACCCUUUUUAGUAGUCAAAUUCAUAAAAAUAGUAUAUAAAUAGAAUAAAAAAUUCAUUUACUAAAAAGGUAAUAUUUUGUUCAGUAACAUAAUAAGCUAUAAAUUUACAUAUAUUAUAUUAUAUGUAUAGAAUUUACUUAAAUAAUACAAUAAAAGAUUACUAUUUUA
Molecule: messenger RNA, 1097 nt
Organism: Rhizophagus irregularis DAOM 181602=DAOM 197198
Lineage: Eukaryota; Fungi; Glomeromycota; Glomeromycetes; Glomerales; Glomeraceae
Source: RefSeq, a predicted model, not a curated record